Molecule: messenger RNA, 2418 nt
Organism: Arachis stenosperma
Lineage: Eukaryota; Viridiplantae; Streptophyta; Magnoliopsida; Fabales; Fabaceae
Product: cellulose synthase A catalytic subunit 1 [UDP-forming]-like
Exons: 7
Coding region: 86-1066 (326 amino acids)
Biological process (GO): positive regulation of transcription by RNA polymerase II; regulation of photomorphogenesis; red or far-red light signaling pathway
Cellular component (GO): nucleus
Molecular function (GO): DNA-binding transcription factor activity, RNA polymerase II-specific
Source: RefSeq, a predicted model, not a curated record
AGCAAACAACAGCAACAAGUAACAACAAUUCAAGGGACAGAGUGGCUGUUGAGUUGGCUAAACAGUUUGGAGAAAAAACAAAGGAAUGGAUCAAAGUGGUGGAAUUGCGACUGGGCCGCGCGAUGUCCUAGGAGUUAGGAACGGUUCCGACAUUGGGUGUAAACCCUUAAAGAAUUUGAAUGGUAAAAUCUGUCAGAUGUGUGGCGAUACUGUUGAAUUAACAGCUACCGGUGAUGUUUUUGUUGCUUGCCAAGAAUGUUCCUUCCCACUUUGUCACCGUUGCUAUGAAUGUGAGUGCGAGAAUGGGAACCAAUCUUGCCCCCAGUGCAAGACCAGAUACAAUAGUCAGAAAGAUAGUUCCCAUUUGGAGGGAGAUGAGGAUGAUGAUGAAGAUGAUGAUGAUGUUGAUGAUAUAGAGUGUGAGGUAAAUUAUGGAGAAGGAAACAUUAACAAAGCAGGGAUGCAAUGGGAAGAAGAUGCUGACCUCUCUUCUUCGUCGGGACAUGAUUCUCGGAUGCCAAACUCAAAUCUCCAUAUCACAAAUGGGCAGCCGCUAUCUGGUGAAAAACCGUGUGCUACUCCUGAUACAAAAUCUGUUCAAGCUACAUCUGGUCCUUUGGGUCCAUCCAAGGCUCACUCACUUUCCUACACCGAUUCAAAGCAGCCAGGUCUUGAGAGUGAUGAAGAGGUCAGAAGAGUGCCAGAGAUCGGAGGUGAAUCUGCUGGACCUUCAGCUUCCCGUCCAGGCGCCGGUCCAACUGGUGGGAAAGAACGUGGUCAGGGGACUGGGGAUGGUCAACGGAAGAGAGGCAGAAGCCCGGCAGACAAAGAAAACAAACGGCUAAAGAGGCUACUGAGGAACAGAGUGUCAGCUCAACAAGCAAGGGAGAGGAAAAAGGCAUAUUUGAUUGAUUUGGAAACCAGAGUCAAAGACUUGGAGAAGAAGAACUCAGAGCUCAAAGAGAGGCUUUCCACUCUGCAGAAUGAGAACCAAAUGCUAAGACAAAUAUUAAAGAAUACAACAGCUAGCAGGAGAGGGAGCAACAGUGGUACAAAUGCUGAAUAAACUUGAUAGCAAAUACAGCAGAGAGAGAGAUAAACAACAGAAGUUAAUUCUAAUGAUUCUUUGUAAGGCACACCGAAGUACCAAAAUUACCAACUGAAUGUUUUGAUUUGUUUAACAAGUUUACUCAAAAGGGACAUUUCUGUUAGGAACAUGAGUUUCUAUUCUUUAGCCUUAACCCUGUCCUUAACCUCACGCAUAUAGUAAUGAAUUAAUGAUUAUAUGUUCAUUGUAUUUAGCAAAGCAUCAAAGUUCUAAAUAGAAAAAAAAAUAUAUUUCUUCAAUAAUAACAAUUUCUUACCUUAUUCAUCUUCUAAUCAGCAGUUAUUUUCAUUAUUGCUAUUUUUUCGGAGAUUAUGCUAUUAAUUGAUGAACUGUAAUCUCAGCGAAAGAUAAUGACAAUGACUGUUUAGAAGUAGAAAGUUUGUGCGCCAUUUGCUGCAUUGAUGGUCUUGACUUUGGAUUAGAACGCAAGCAUGUUAAUGCCAGUGUUACUACACGAACUAUAGCUUGAGUUUCUUUUUGACUUAAUGGUAAACGGAUGCGUGGAUCCAAGAGAUCUUUUACCAUUAUGUUUUUGUUAGAAGAGUCAUCUAACAAAGACGAGAUUAGCUCUCUUGGAUGUCUUCCCAUUAAAGUUUCCAAUGCCACCACUCCAAAACUAUCAACUUUCAUGGAAAGACACCCAAGAGAGCUAAUUUCGUCUUUGUUAGAUGACUCUUCUAACAAAAACAUAAUGGUAAAAGAUCUCUUGGAUCCACGCAUCCGUUUACCAUUAAAUCAAAAAGAAACUCAAGCUAUAGUUGGUGUAGUAACACUGUCAUUGACAUGCUUGCGUUCUAAUCCAAAAUCAAGACCAUCAAUACAAAGUGGCGCACAAACUCUCUACUUCUAAACAGUCACUGUCAUUGCCUUUCGCUGAGUUCAUCAAUUGAUAGCAUAAUCUCCGAAGAAAUAGAAAUAGUGAAAAUAACUGCUGAUUAGAAGAUGAAUAAGAUAAGAAAUUGUUAUUAUUGAAGCAAUCUUUUUUUUUUCUAUUUAGAAUUUUAAUGCCUUGCUAAAUACAAUGAACAUAUAAUCAUUAAUUCAUUACUAUAUACGUGAGGUUAAGGACAGGGAUUGAUACUCUGACAUGAUCGGUAAUUUUGGUACUUCAAUUGAUUUGUUGGAGGAUAAAACGCCUUCACAAGCUGGCAAGUUCCCACCAAUUGAAUAUGAAUCUAAUAAAAAAUAUAUUUUUCUUUAUUAUUUUAUGUUAUUGUAAGUUAUAACUUUAAUUCUAUACCAAAAAAUUAUUAUAUCUAAUUUUCGGUUACUGUGACUUUUAAUAACUAACUGAUUUCUAUAUUGUUCAA